Triticum aestivum (bread wheat) is the source of this 2532-nucleotide messenger RNA. RefSeq lists its product as uncharacterized. Bases 1067 to 1648 code for a protein of 193 amino acids. The record is from RefSeq and is a predicted model, not a curated record. The transcript is spliced from 3 exons. NCBI's taxonomy places the organism in Eukaryota, Viridiplantae, Streptophyta, Magnoliopsida, Poales, Poaceae.
GAGAAGAGAAGGCGAGGGUCGAUCUAGGGUUAGGGCUUUCUCGCUCUCCUCUAGCAGAGCGGCUAUGGCGUUCACACUGCAGGAGCAGUUUGAUGCGUACGUCGAUUUGAUGGCGGGGGAUAGGGAGGAGACGAUGAUGAAGGACGGUGAGGCCGCGGAGAGAAGGAAGAGAGGUCUCGCCCCAAAAAAGAAGAAGAAGAGCGCCAAGAAGGCGGCGGAUUUGGAGUGGGCGAGGAAGACUUUGGAAGCAGAGAGGGCCAAGGUCGGGAGCAGCAUCAAGCCCAAGACGAUGGCCAAGGAAGAGAAGGCGAAGGUCGAUCUAGGGUUUUCUUGCGGUAGCAGAGAGGGGAUGGCGUUGACGCAGGAGCAGCUGGAUGCUUGCAUCGAUUUGAUAUUCGAGGAUAGAGACGAGGUGACGAUGAAGGCCCCGUUCUGAAGCUCUCCAGGUUCAGGAAAUCCACGAUUCCAGCUUCGUGCGCCAGCGUCCAACUUCCGUGAGGAGCUACGUGCGUUCCGGAGGCUCUAGCCAGCUUCUCAUACGCUGGCGCUGGGCUAUAGGGCUGUUUAGAGCGAAAGGUAUGUACAUGGGCUAUUAGGGAACACAGAUGGUGACAUGGGCUGCAGGCCCAAUUCGGAGUGAAAGAUGUGGAUGACCCUGAUGCACCCACGUCUACUGGCUGGUUCCUGCGAGAGCUCGGAAGAAAAGAAAUCGGGAGGCUCGCCGAACCGGUAUGCAACUUAGCGGUGGCAUUCCCUGUAAUUACAUCGAACUCCCGCUUCUCGUUUUAGCGAAGCUGGCCAACCGCCGCUUCUCGUCUCCGCAAAAAUUGCACGGGUGGAUCCUCGUCUCCGCGAAGCUGGCUCCUCGAAGCUGGAGCGUUCGGGAUCGAUUCAUGUAGGAAUUCUAGGAAGCUGGCUCGUGGAGAGGAUCCGAACGGGCCCGAAGGAUGACGAGGCGGCGGAGGAGGGGGAGAGAAGGAAGAGAGGUCUCGCCCCCAAAACGGAAAAGAAGGUGGUGGCGAGAGUAAGCGCGGAGAAGGCGGCUGCUUUGGAGUGGGCGAGGAAGAUGUUGGAAGACGAGAGUGUCAAUGACGGAAAAUGCUGGGAGCCGAGGGCGAUGACCAAGGAAGACGUCGCGGCAGCGGCCCUGUACAGAGCCAAGGCGGAGGAGGCGCGCAGGAACCAUGAGCGGAGGGAGCAGCACGACGCUGUGUCCAAGUGGAUCGCCACGGGAGACCCCGAGGCCGUCGAGCGCUGCAACCAGUGGAUGGAGGAAGACAUUGAGGCCAUGAGGCUCAAGGACAUCGAUCCCACCGAGGAUCUGUCGGACUGGGAGGCCGUCGAAGCCAAGAGGUACCGAGAAUUCUGGGAAUUUCUAUGGGCCGACUCCUUCGAUUCCUGGGAGGACAUCACACCUAUCCUGCCCAUGUGUUACACGGACGAGAAGCCUCCGCGCGGUACGGCCUACCCUGUGCGAACUCUGCAGGUCUUUCGGUCAGAGUUGCAGCCAUCAAAGGUGGAUUGGACUGGCCUCUGGAUGUCUAUGGUAUCGUUGCCGCACGUGACUCGUUGGAUCACAAUCGCAACAUUAUCUUCCACCGCACUAGGGAUAACUGCCAAACCAUUGACAAGAAGAAUCCAUGUCUGAGACUGACAGGGCCUACCCGCGCUGUUGUUGUUGUGGAUCCUGUGUACUUUGAGGUUAACUUGCGAGUAAAGGGCAAAACAGAAUCUGAGGAUAGAGAUUUGAGCUAUCUAGCUGUUUAUUAUCGUGAUUCUGGUUCUAGCGAAUCGUACGCGUUUAAAAGUGUCAGCACUAGCAAGCUUAGCACAGUGGCAUUGAUGUUGGGUGAUAUUGUUCAUUCAGUGGAGGCCACCAUCAGUGUGAGAGUGGUUCGUGGGGAAUGGCCGGAAGGUUGUAGAGGUCUAAUUUUUGCCAAUACCGCCAGUAUCGACGCCAAGAAAAUCGAGUUGCUUGCAUUCGGAGAUGAUAAGUUGCCUGUUGCAGCUAAUGGCAUGAUAAAGCUUUCACGGCGUGUUGUAUCUGUUGAAGCCGAUGGAGAGUUGAGAGUCUCCGUCAUGGCAAGUAGCCUGGAGGAUCAAACUGUUGAGAGAGAUUCAGAAGCAUUCAAAACCAAGAAAGCCUCCAGGAGCAGGCGAAUACUUGAAGUUCACUCUUGUAAGUUGGAAGUCACCAUCGCAUGGUCUUUUGUCUCGAACUAGCAAAGACUGUCUGGGUUUUGUUGCUGGAUGAUAGUUAUUGCCCUACUGAUGGCCUCUGGUUUAUCUCAAAGUGGUACCUGUGUGUUGGAUGUUAGUUGUAUCCUGGUUAGAUGUGUCCUGACUAGUACUAUGUAGUGUGGGCAAGCUAAGAUAUUUGACUGUGUAAUGUAGUGUCCUGGUUAAAUUUGUCUUGACUAGUAUGUAAUGUGGGCAAGCCAAGAUAUAUUUGACAUGUAAUGUGGACAAAUUAAGAUAUGUAUUUGACUAUGUAAAAUGUGGACAAAUUAAGAUAUGUAUUUGACUAUGUAA